GGCCCUGCGCCCCGUGCCCGCCCUGCGCAGCCUCUCGGGCGCCCAGCAGCGCACGUGGCGCGCGCCGCGUGGCUCGCGCGGUACCCAUCCAAGCGAGUUCUGGUGCAACAAGGACAGAUGCCACAAAUAUUCUACAUUUGCCUCUCUGGAUCAGCCAUCGUCACCGUGCGUGACUCGGAGACUGGUGUCGUGAGACCCGUCUGGUUCCUGAGCCAAGGAGACAAGUUCGGGGAAAAGGAAAUCGUGGGUGGCUUAAAUUGGCAGUGCACGGUGAUCAUCGAGGAGAGUGCUGAGUUUCUGUGCCUCUUCAAGGAGGACUUCGAGAAGAUCUUCCUGUCGGGCUCCAGCCGCACUGUGAGCGAUCCAGAUCAGCACGCCUUCCUCAGCUCCCUCGGAUUUCUCAAGGGCUGGCCGAUCCACCUCUUGCAAGAGAAACCUGGGAGAUGCCUCGUCAGCCACCACAAGAGAGGCACCGUGAUUACAAAAGACAGCAGCAAGGAAGACUGGAUCUACAUUAUAAGAUCGGGUAGCUGCUCUGUGCUGAAGGAAUGCCGGUUAGGAGGAGACGAGGGAGGCAUGGAGCUCGUGACCGACUCCUCUCGGCGAGCCCGAGGUGCCGAAGAAGGCUGCAAGCGGCAGACUCUCCUCACGUCCAAACACUGCCGCGGGCUCCGUUCAGACGCCAGCGACGCGCCCAUCAACAGCCAAAGUCAGAACCGCGAGCACAGUGGCAGGGAAAGCUUCCAGCAGGACGCAUCGUCCGGCGAAAGCCUCUGCGGCUAUCGAGCAACGUCCGAAAGCCCCGGCGGACUCCAUCCCGCGCGUGGAACGGCGGCGGCCAAGGAGGUUGAUGGGCGAGGAGGGAUGAGGAAGAUGCCCUCCCCUAUGCAGUGCGCCUACCUCCUUCCAGCCAUCGCCUCCAAGGACCGCUUGCCGACACUGGACAGAGGUCGCAAAGCCCACGAAGAAAAACGCACGAGGACGGUUUUUAUCCGAGUGGACACCCUCAACGAAGGACGCGAAUUCGGCUUGGUGGACGCGCUGCUGGGAACGCAGAGCGGCUUCGCGCUCGUCAGCGACGGUGCCGAGUGUCUGCUCAUCCCACGGCAGCUCUUCCUGCGGCACGCACCCCCGGCCCUGCUGGAGAGGCUCAGGCGCGAGGUCUCCCCGUACCCCAGCCAAGAGCAGCUGAGCAGCGCGCUGCAGGCCGAACUGCGCUGGCUUCACUUCCGUCGGCGCGUGCUGAAGAGCGCCGCGGCCUUCGCUCGCGACGGCUGCCGCGCUCUCACGACCGCUCGACCCUCCGCGUGCGUUCGGCGACGGCGAGAAAUGGGCAGGCCGAUGCCAGCACCGCCGCCACCGCCGCCCCUUAGCAGGCCGGCGAUGCACAGGGGACAGCUGCCACCGUGGGUCCCCCUGGCUUAGACUGCAGCGGGGCAUGGCAGUGGUUGACGGGAGAUGUGAUGUACGGCACUUAAUAGCUGGGUAGGGGAGGGUGUGUAUAUAAAGUUUAACAC
This is a messenger RNA of Petromyzon marinus (sea lamprey), 1517 nucleotides long. Lineage: Eukaryota; Metazoa; Chordata; Hyperoartia; Petromyzontiformes; Petromyzontidae. The record is from RefSeq and is a predicted model, not a curated record.